AUCCUCCGUGUGAAGUCCUCUAAUCGUCACCUGACGUUCCGCCUCAUGCUCCGGCGGCUCUCCUCUCUUCCUUCUCGCUCUUCUCAUGUCUUUAAUUUCAUUUUCUCUUCCACAUGGCGGAGCUUAGAGCGCGAGAGGACGGGAGGCCAGGAACGCCUGGGAAAAGGCUGGACAGCUCGUUUGGGGACUCCAUGCUUGUUUCCCCCAGCAAAGAUGAGCAACAGCUGCUGGCAGUGCCGUUCUGCGGCAGUAUAAAGGGUGGGAUGCGACCAGGGAAGAAGAUCACCAUCAUGGGCAUUGUGGAUCCAGAACCAGACAGUUUUGACAUCAGCCUGACGUGUGGCUGUGGUGAUGUGGCUCUGGAGCUCAGUGCGAGGUUUGAGGAGAAGCAGCUGCUGAGAAACGCUCACGUCUCAGGCUCUUGGGGGGAGGAGGAAACCGCCAUUUCGUACUUUCCCUUCAUCCCACACCAGCCAUUCAGGUUGGAGAUCCACUGUGAGCACCAGAGCUUUCGUAUAUUCGUCGAUGGUCAGCCUCUUUUUGACUUCUAUCACCGUGUCCGCUCUCUGCUGGCCAUCGACACCAUUCAGAUCAGCGGCAGCCUGACCAUCACCAAACUCAACUGAGGAGAAAAAACCCAUCAGCAUUUCGCUCACCAGCCUGAACAACAGUGCACUACAAAGCACACUGGGCCUUUGUCAGUCUAAAGUUGUGCACUGUCAGCCUCUGUUAUACAGCUACAAACAGCUCUACAAUCUCUAGGGUUCCAGAACUCUCAGAAAGACAGCUCUAGAAUAUGUAUAAAGAGAGGUCUACAGCUGUCACAGUGUUAGUUCUAGAAUCUCUAGAGUGCCACAAUUCCCAGAAAGCUAGUUCUAGAAUCUCUAGAGUUGCAAUGCUCUUAGAAGACCAUCUAUAGAAUUUCUAGAGCCUGUUCUAGAAUCUCUUGAGUUCCAUAACUCUUAAAGAGCCAGUUCUAGAACUCUGAGCUGGAGUUCUACAACUCUAGAUUGAAUGCAAGACAGAACCUAGAGAUCUCUAGAAUGUCUAGAAAUCUAGAACACUCAGAGAGCCUAGAACUUUAGAAACCCAUAUCUGGAAUCUCUGUUUUUUUUCAGAGAGCCAGUACUAGAUUCUCUAGAGUUCUGAAUAUUUUAGAAUUCUGAACUGUAAUUCUAGAAUGCUAGAUUGAAUUUAAGACAGAACCUAGAAAUCUCUAGAAUGUCUAGAACUUCAGAAAUCCAUAUUUGGAUUCUCUAAAUUUCUACUAGAUUCUACUAGAUUCUCUAGAUUUCCUAAUUGGAAUUCUGCAUCUCCAGGUUGAGUUUAGGACACACUGUUUCUACCACCUGACUUUGUUUAGUCUUUAGUUGAAAGUUAAUUAUAAUCAGAAUGUAAGAGGGAUGGAUUAGAACUAAGGCUGCAGGACAUGGACAAAAUACUAGUAUUGCGAUUAUAUUGGUGCACAUUCAGGUUGUGAUUGUUAGAAAAUAGUUUAUUUGUAAAUUGAAUUAGCUGAUUGACCAAAAUUGUACUUUUGUUGGAUCCUGUGAGUAUUUAUGAUUCAUCAAAACACCAUAGAAACUCAUCUGGUGUGGGGCUUAAAUGUCUUGAAGGUGAAGCCAAGUUUUGACACGUCCAGAUAUUGUUCUGUCUUUGCUCCAAACACAAAUGGAGCAAUCCAUAGCAACUGUUGCUCGAUUGGACAAGCUUUACACAACAUUGGCAAAAAUCCUGUUCAAUCCAAUGGGAAAAAUUAAUCUGAACAUGUGCCGGUCAUUAAAAACGCAUGUUGAUGCAUAGUGUAAACUGGUCCAGUAUUAUGUAGCGACUCUAAACCUGCCUUGCGGGGCCAAAUGUGAUCUCAACAAGAUCGUCUGGAGACAGACAUGAGAAAUAAAUGCUGGUAUGAACUAUUAUUAUGGGAACAAGCUUCGUGUAAAAUUUCUAAACCAGUCCCUCAGCUUGUGAAGUAUGGGGCGAUGAUGCGCUCUUCAACAUUGUCCAACAAGCAACAAGCCUGCUGUUACCCCAUGAAUGGGUAACACUCUAUUUUGAUGGUCCACUUUAGAUGCUUGGUUGAUUCUCAGUCUGUCUUCGACUAAUAUUCAACAAAACAUCUGUUAAAUGCAACAGAACUAGAGGUUGAGUGUUAGAUUUAGAUUUAACAGAAUCUAACCAUAGGCCAAGGAUUGGCAGCCCAGGUGUGAAGAAUAGCCAUUUUGUUCUUUCAACAAGAAUCAUUUCUCCUUGGGAGCCGCAAUAUUUUAUAUCCAUUUUAUUGAAGUAAUGUUUUACCAUCUUGACUGAAAUAUUUCUUAAUAUGUGCCAGCUAAUGUCCUAGUGUAGACUAAAAAAUAUAAACGAUAACGCAGACUUACUUUGCUCUGCUUUAAGCUCAGCUAUAGUCGCUUUUCUCGCAUCUCCAGCAGGAAACGUUUCCUCAAAAGCAGAAUAGUUUCUUGUAAAAUGUCUCUCAGCGUUCGCCUCAGCUGGUUUCCUGGUAUGUUUAAACUCUCAACCACUAAAAAGUCGCGGGGCUGAAGUCAGCUGCUCAUCCGCCAGCUUCUUUUUCUAGUUGUCCCGUUUCACCUUAAAUGGCGCCAGAGCCAUCAGAAUGUAACUGCUGCACAAUUUAAGGUGGAACGAGAAAAUUGGAACCAAAGGCUGGUGAACGAAGCUUCGCGACUUUUUGGUGGUUGACAGUUUAAACAUAUCAGGAAAAAGCUGAGUACUUAUAAAUGAAAAUAAGUCCAUUCAUCUCUAAAUUAUCGAUGCCCGUCUUAAAUCUCUCUUUUGCUGGUCCGUUAGCUACAAGCUAGACGAGACUGUUGUCUGCAUUGCUACGGGGAUCAGCAUGAUAACUGUAUCAUAAUCCUGUAUUGCCUCCACACACCCAGUCUCGCCACCGGGCUUAUUAUUUUGAUGUUCUGUUUUAAAACAUUUGGCUAUGAAAAGGCACAAAUACAAACUUUUCACCUGGAAAAAUGUAUGUAAGGUGUGCAGUUGGACCUUAAGACCACUUGAGGGUACAUUUACAUCGUUUGUUCUUUUAUUUCUAACCGUGUCGGCGGGCUUGUUUUUUGCUUGCAUUACCGAAUGUACUCUGGACAGGAACAGAGCAGGGAUGGGAGGAGUUUGUUAGCUGUGGGUUUUACUGCAGUCCAGUCCCGAAAGCUUAACAAGUUCUCCUCAGACACAUGCUCUCGUUCUGAGAUCACGUCUGGCCCCACUAGACCACUCCAAACCAAGAUCGCUACUGUUUCCCAUUAGGCGGAAUGAGAUGUUUUGCCAGUGUUUUCUCUUGUACCACUUAGCAACCAUUGCCAUAGCCAUUGCUAUGAUAAAGCUCAUUUGAGGGCGGAGCAUGGAUGGAUCAAUUCCGUGUAGAUCGGAAUGUUCAGCCACUGGUCCACCUUCAUCCAGGAAACGACUGAUCUAACACACUUCCCAGAGCCUGACAGUAAUAAUACGACUAGUUCACUAAUUUAAGGAGUAGAUGCUCAGGAACACGACAGAUGUAUUUAUUUCUCUAACAUACUGUAAAUGUCUUACUGUACAUAGAGCUGCGUGUGGGACUACAUGAGUGUAAUAUAUGGUGACGUGCAAAUUGUGCCAGGCAUUCCGGAUACUGUAUACGCGUGUGAGGAAAAUGGUGAUGUUGGACUGUAGUGGUAUUUUUUGGCGUGCUGGAUAAACCAUAUAGAAAUGUAAAGAUCAGCGCUUCGUACUGUUAUUAGGGAAGGACACGGGCCUUUAAAACAUUAAACGAAUGUAUUGAGCGUUUUCGUACUGUAACUUAGGGAAGCAUCCAGGACAUUAAAAUUUAACGAGCCUUUCCUCUUCAUUUUUAUUAACUAUGGCAAUAUGUUGGACCAGCAACUGCAGAUGGUGGAUUAAUGCAAUGGAAUUAUUUUGAUAUUUUUGUUUUGUGAUUUUCGUUUACUGGCCAUUCAGUAUUCAGAAUGUUUAAUUAUCUUGUAAUCACUGAUUAAUUAAAGAUUUCUAAUCAA
This is a messenger RNA of Pygocentrus nattereri (red-bellied piranha), 4013 nucleotides long. RefSeq names its product lectin, galactoside-binding-like a (gene lgalsla). NCBI's taxonomy places the organism in Eukaryota, Metazoa, Chordata, Actinopteri, Characiformes, Serrasalmidae. Bases 114 to 626 code for a protein of 170 amino acids. Gene Ontology annotation, molecular function: carbohydrate binding. The record is from RefSeq and is a predicted model, not a curated record. The transcript has 5 exons.